Messenger RNA from Pomacea canaliculata, 11790 nucleotides. RefSeq names its product zinc finger protein castor homolog 1-like. The transcript has 11 exons. Gene Ontology annotation, cellular component: nucleus. Lineage: Eukaryota; Metazoa; Mollusca; Gastropoda; Architaenioglossa; Ampullariidae. Gene Ontology annotation, biological process: regulation of neuron differentiation; positive regulation of transcription by RNA polymerase II. Gene Ontology annotation, molecular function: RNA polymerase II transcription regulatory region sequence-specific DNA binding; DNA-binding transcription factor activity, RNA polymerase II-specific. The record is from RefSeq and is a predicted model, not a curated record. The coding region runs from base 162 to 5552 and encodes 1796 amino acids.
CCCUGAUGAAAUUUGAUUGAUGAGGCAAAUUUUCGCGUCACUUUAUGUCGCAAGCUCAUUUGAGAACAUUUUUAAUGGAAUCUAAAUGUAAUUUUAUCAGAUUACAUAGGUUUGGGGAAAGCACUUAUGUGUUGACGAUCGACAGGUUGACAUGAUUGUCUAUGCCUCUAUGGGUGUCACACUCACGACGUAAUAUCAGAAGGCCACCAGUGGGAUGGAUGAGAAUGGCACUCAAGCCUGGCAAACUGGAUGCAAUCUGCGCUCGCCUCAAGAAAACCAGUGCAGUUGAUGUUGAAGCAACCACACAGAAUGGCGUCAUCAGCAAACAUGGCAAUGAGGCUAAUGUCCAGACAGAAGCCACCAUCAACAACAACAAUGAGGAUACAGUCACAGACCUCAAUGAGAGCCCCUUAUUGGGUCCCAUUGCUGGGCAGGAGACAAAGACUGCAGAAACACUGGAAACAAAACCUGUUCCAGUAUUACCCCUUCCUUUAUUUAAACCUUGCUCCACAAGCUCUGCAGGGAGACGAAAAAGGCGCAAAAAUUCUCAGCCAAGAAGUGUUCUCAAACUUGAGGAAGAUUUUGACAAUGACGUUGAAGAGGCCAGAGAAUCGUUUGCAAAGCGGUUUAAAACUGAGAGCACUGAAUCUUCAUAUGUUUCACCGCCAACAGAGGGGAAAAGCAUUGAAACAAACAGUCUAAAUGAUGCACAACCAAGGUGCAUGGGGCAGGGCAGGCCCAUUCCCCAGAGUGGCAACCAUCAGUAUUUUCUUCAGCAACAAAACGAAUGUGUUGGAGACAUUUUAUGCAUCUCUGAUGAUCAAAAUAAACUAGAAAAGAACUUUCCAUUAGAUUUAUCCACUUGCAAGUCCUCUGUUAACUCCUUCAGUAAAAGCACUAAACAAAAAUUCACAGGGUCUAUUGCCAGCACCUUUUUCCAAGAAGUUGAUUCCACACAUAGCACCACUGUCCUCACUGCAAAAAGCCCUAGCCCUACACCUCAUUCUGGUGAUGGCCACCAUACCCAGGCCAGGGUUCUUGCAGACUAUGCAGAAAACACUAUGAAUGAACUACUGAGCAUCUAUGGUUUUGAGGGUGCUGGCAUAGACAAGAUUGAUAAAGGUAAACCUUUUAAACAGAAACAACUCCAUAGCAUCUCUGCUCAAAAAUCUUUACCAUCAAGAGCAGAGUCCAGUUUGCCAGCAUCUUCUGUGCCAAGGAAAACCCCUUCACCAUCACCAUCAUCAGAAGACAUUUCGAACCCACAAGCACUGCUGAAAGAUGCUGCCAACAGCCUUUCCUCCAAUGAAGAAACACCUACUACAUCUGAUGAUAAACCAAGCAAUAAGCUUAACAAAAAAGAUGGUUUGCUUAAACUCAAACUGCACAGCUUGAAGACAUCUGUAAAACAGGGAGGAACUUUGCAGAAGCACCUCGCAUCAGAUUAUGCAAAAUACAUCAAAAAGUUUCACAAUGGCAAUGAGUGUGAAGGCAGCCAUUGCAAGGACCUUGGAUAUCGUGAUCACUAUCAUUGCCUCGACUGCAAUUUCAAGGUAUUUAUCAAAAAGGAGGAAAUGGUACGACACUAUAAGUGGCAUAAGAAACGUGAUGAAUCGUUGCAGCAUGGUUUUAUGCGUUAUAGCCCUCUGGAUGAUUGCAGCACAAAGUUUGGCUCUUGCACACACAAUCGACGACAAACACAUUAUCAUUGUGUUCAGGCUGGCUGUGACAAGGUCUACAUCAGUACAUCAGAUGUUCAGAUGCAUGCCAACUACCAUCGAAAAGACUCUGCCAUCAUCCAGGAAGGAUUCCAACGUUUUCGAGCCACAGAAGAUUGCGGCACUACAAAAUGCAAUUUCUAUGGACAACGCACAACACAUUUUCAUUGUCGUCGACCAAACUGCAAUUUCACGUUUAAGAACAAAGCAGACAUGGAGAAACACAAAAGCUAUCAUCAAAAAGAUGAAAUUCUGAGUAAGGAUGGCUUCAAGAAGUUCAUGAAGUAUGAACACUGUUCAUAUAAUGGCUGCCGUUUCUCCAAGAUCAGCAACCACAUCCACUGCAUCCGACCAGGUUGCACGUAUGUGCUUCAUUCCACAGCACAGUUGUACUCUCACAAACGCAAGCAUGAGCGCCGAGAGUUUGAGAACAUUUAUCGCACUUUUAAACAAGCUCAGCGUAACCCAGGCCUUCAGAACCAGCCAUGUGGAACACAACUGGUCUCAACAGUGACCAGCCUACCCUUGAAUAUGCAGUUGGCUUCCCAGUCAGUUCUUACCUCCAUCCCCAUCCAGGCCAUUGGAGAAGCUGUGAUAGCACCGGGUUUAGUGUCUAAGCAGGUGGUACAGUCUGUGGCUCUGCCACUGAAAGUUGCUGCAACCUCUACUUCAGUUUUACCACGCCCUGUCUUGAGUUCCCAGUCUGCUGCUGUCCUUUCUACUGCACCUCCACCAGCUGCAUACUCUGCAGCGGCCAUCAGUACACCCAUGAUUGUCAAGACAGAUAAUGAAGUCUCAAAAAGCAAAUAUGAUGCCUGUGGAACAAACACCUUUACGGCUGUCAAUGUCAAGCUGGAACCCAAAUCAGACAGUGAAAGUGAUGUAGAAGAUGGUGUCUCAACCAUUAAAUUUGAAGACUCAUCUCCAGAAAGUCUUUUGGAAAGAUCAGCACUAGACCUAAAGCAAACAAGACUACAAGAUUCAGCGAAUUUAUCUAUCUCUGAAAAGACCAGCAGUAGUGAACUAGACCAGGAGCAGGAAAAAGGAAACCAGAUUAUUGGAAAGGCAUCAUCAGAUUCUAGCUGUGGUGUGGAAGUGAAUGACACUAAGACUCCAAACUUACAGAUGGUAUUGCCUAAAGUGAAAAAAGUUGGUGCUCCAGAAAAACGAGACAGAGAUGAAAGCUGGAAAAAUUAUCUCAUUAGAUACACUGCUAAUGACCCUUGCAACUCCAGAUGUGCACUGUUAUAUAAGGACCACUAUCACUGCAAAAUAGCUGGCUGCCAAGUUCUCUUCAAAUCCAAGGAUGGAGUACGUGAACAUGCCAAGUUCCAUGAUUUGCAGGACAGAGUAACUCCACUGAUGUAUGGCAAAUAUGAUAGUCAGGAGCCUUGCCCAGAAACAUGUCAGUACAAUCUCAAAGAAACACAUUACCACUGCAAAUGGAAUGGCUGUACACAUGCAAUACCAGAGGCAGGACCAACAUUUGGGCGCUUAGAGCAUUAUCGCAUUCAUGAAUAUGCCAAGGCAGCAGCAGGCAAAACCUAUCGAAUGCCAAGUAGCCUUAAUAAUAGCACCGCAGAUGAUAUUCUUGCUCAGCGACGUCGAGGCCGACCUCCAAAGUAUCCCCGUGUGGAUGUCCCAUUGGUUCCAAAGGUUGAACUCUCUGAGACUGAGAUAAAAGAAUCUUCCAUUUCCACUGCUGUCAGUGAAGCAAUAGAUGAAAAGUCCAAAGUGAUCAAUGGGUUCAGGCGAUUUGAAGCCAGUGAGCCUUGCCCAGACGACCAGUGCAUGUACUAUAUGCAAGUCCAUUAUCAUUGUGGGCGCCCCCGCUGUCACACAGCAACUGACAGGAUUGAUGUGCUCAAUUUACAUGCCAAGGACUUUCACAGUUUUGUCAGUAUCCUUGAGAAUUUUGAGUUCUUUGAUCGCAAUGUCAACUGCCGUCGUGUCCACUGCCACAAUAAUGGUGCCAACCGGCAUUAUCAUUGCACACGACCUCGCUGUGAUUACUCCUUUGUUCGGCACAGCACGAUGUCACAGCAUGACAGAAAACACACUUCAGGCUCCUCCUUUUCAGGAUCUAAAACAGUUGUUCCUACACUUUCAACUCCGCGUCUCACGCCCAUCCAGCUGGUUCGCCAUCCAGAUGGCCAAACGUACAUUCCUAUCGUUUCACCCUUGGAUCCUCAAAACAAGAAUGUAGUCAAGGCCUCGGGUACCUUCUAUCCUUUGUCUACUGUGGCAGGACUUCCAGCAACAGCUGUGACUUUGACACCAGCUCCUUUAGCGGUGGCCACCUCAGGAGUCCAGCAGCUAGGAACUUCCAGCCUUACCUUUACAAUUCCAGCCAGUCUGAUGACAGCUACCAUUCCCGUCAUGGCACAGACCCAUUCAACAGCCUCAGCUUCUUCAAGCAUUGUCCCAGUCAUAUCUGCAGGCAGUGUUGUCACACAAGCUGGCAGUGUUGCUUCCAUAACCAACCCACCUCUAACUGUACUUCUGCAGCAAAAGUCUGGAAAGGAAAUAUCUCAGCCUUCAUGGUCCUCCAUGAGAAAUAGCAUGCACUACUCUUUGCAGGCUAGCUGUGGGCGUCCUUUCUGUAAGCUCAAAAAGAAAGAUCACUUCCACUGCUUGGAAUGUAACCAAGCUUUUUCAGAUCCAGCCAGGCUUCGUGGUCAUGUUAGCAAGCAUGGAGUCCGUUUCAAAAAGAUCAUUCAGGAUCCAAGGGCUAUAAGACCCCUACCAGUCGCCAUGGUGAAGACAGCUCAGUUUACUAAUGAGAUGGGUCUAGACCUGUCUACAGGGAAAAGCAAACAAGACCUGCCUGCAGAGCCAUGCACUUCAGCUCUUGUUGAAGAAGAAACUGCAAUUAAAAAGAAGGAAGAAGAAGAGAUUGACCAGAAGGAAGAUUCAGCAAGGCCUGCACAAUUGGACAAGCCUCCUUUAAGCUUGGUUUCAGCAAGAGCUACCUCCAGUCCCAAUGCUACUACCUUUGAUGCCAGCGAAGAAAGACCUUUGGUUAUAGAGGAAGAGCUUGACGAUUGUGAUGAUGAAACCAGCUGGUUAGAUAACGAGAGUCUAGAUGGCAAAGAACAGGAGACUGCAUCAGAAACAUUGUCCUCUGUAGAUACCAGUUUUGAUGGUACUGAUCAGUCAGCCACCACCAGCCCAUGCAGUUCACGACAAUCUGUUCGCCAAAAAAUGUUGACCAAGCAUGAGGAUUACAUGGACAGUGAUGAUUCAGCUUUGGCUAGACAGAUGAAACUAAAACUGAAUGCUCCGAUUCCUUCCACAGCUCCCCGUGUUAACAAGCAAAUCCCAGAUGGUUUUAUUCGCUUCCACUGUAGCAGUGAUUGUGGCCACCAGCGAUGUGCAUACCGCCAGACAGUGACCCAUUAUCACUGCCUGCGGUCUGAAUGUGGCUAUGGCUUCAGUGACAAGUCGCGUAUCAUUCAGCAUCGAGUGAGACAUGAGCGCAUUGACCAGCUGAUGGGCGAGGACUUCCAGCAGUUUCGUGCCACUGUGUCCUGCAGCCAUCCUAAUUGUGUGUUUGCUGAAAAGUCCUCGCACUUCCAUUGCCGCAAGUGUCCUUUCAUGUGUGCUGACUCCAGUAAAGUGCUAGCACACCGGAAGUACCAUGCCAAGCUGGAUAACAUCAGUAACAAUGGCUUCCAAAAGUUCACUGGUUCUGAAGACUGCCACAUUCCUACCUGUACUUAUUACUGUAAGCAGACGCACUACCACUGCACAUACAAAGGGUGCAAUCAUGCUGUUCUAGGGCCAUCUCAGAUGGCACCUCACAAACUGAAACAUGCCUGCAGAGAUGUGUAAACACCCAUGAUCCCAGGCUAAAAGUAUUCAUCAUCAGUGUAUUUAGCAUAAUUUUAUUUCCCACAUAUGAAGGGAUGUUAAUGUGGCACUGAUUUCUUUACUGAAAAUCUAUAGUGUAUAGCUACAAUAUAUAACAUUCUUCACCUAUGCCACAUCGGAAAAUGUGUGUGCUUUUAGAAAUUUGAAGACAGCACAUUUUUUUCUUUUAAUAAACAGGGCUUAUUUGACUUAUCUUUUUGAAAUUGCAUCAUAUAUAUAUUAUCUUUGAUUUGUACAUCAAACUUUUAUAAAUACUUUAAAAUUUGAACAGUUAUUUUCCAUAACAGUAUUGGAUAUCUGUGUAUAUGUGCAAAGAUACACCUACAUUCUGCACAUUUGGAACACGAAAAAGUGUAAUCAGUAGACUUGCACUUUUACUAAUCAUCUUUGUAUGAGAUCUUAAAUAGGCAUGGUUAAAAACCAGAUUGUGGCUUCCAUGCAUUGUUAUGAAUUCCAUGCUUGUUUUUUUUUUUUUUUUUUUUUUUUUAAAGUAAUAGUUGAACUGCUUUCUUUUAUGUUGACUCAUCGGUACUGAUUUUCUGUGUAGUACCUGUUUCUUCAAUUUUCAUAUGAAUUACAGUGGAAGUACCUCUUGUUUGGCACAAAACAGUAUCUUUCUGUCUUCAGAUUCUCAUUUGUGUGAUUUACACUUUUUUUGUUGUUGCUUUCUUUGAUGACUCAGUAAUCAACUUGAGUUACUGUUUCAAGUACUUGUCACCUACAACCAGUUUCACCUCAUUCUGCUAUAUAACUUCAGUUAAUUCACUUGGCUUCCAAAACAUUGUUUGAAUAGAAUUGCAGAUAUAGAAUUAUUUUAAUAUUUUUAAUUGACACGACCAAUCUUUUAUUCUGCUGUUUAUUAUGUGGCUGUCAGCAAGUAAUAUGCUUGUAUAAACUUGAUGGGUCAAAGAUUUUGAACUAUCAAUAAUAAAAAAUGGUGGCAAUUGCAGUUAUUCAUGAUUCUUUUUAAGACAUACAUUUUUGUAGCACCUGUGAAAAGGAUUUUUAGCAACUCAAACACUAUUUUUUCACAAUAAAUGUUUUUGAGUACAUUUUUAUGAAUCUGUGUCAAAGGUAACAUGGCAAUACUUCUAUUUUUAAUCACUUUAAAAUGAACUAAUCACUGCUGAUUUUACAAACUGGUUACAUUUAUAUGCACAGAUACAUUGUUUUCAUGAUGUCACUGCUGGUGUGUGUUUGUUAGUACAUGGACAGAUGUGUUCUAAUUUAAUGUGGCUGCUUUACAGACUGGAUUUUACUGAUUGAGUGAAAAGAACAGUAAUUAUUAUUGUAUUUUGUGAAAGAUUUUUUUUCAAAGCAAUUUGCUUCACAUUUGUUGUGUUAUCCCAGUGCUCAUGGGAUUUUUUAAAGACUUGUAAAUAUUUUAGAAUCAUUCUUAUGAAUGGGUGACUUUUUUAUUCCAACGUACAACUUCCAGCAAACUGUCAGACUUUCAGUAAAAGAGUAAUAAUGUUAUUAUGCUGAUAGGUUGUGACUUAACAGAGCAUUCCAAGAACAUUUGAGUAAACAUUCCAAGCAAGAGAGAUCUAUUUAGUCCAUGAAAAUAUAUAUAAAGCAGCAGUUUAUGGUGUAAGCCCUGGGUAUUUUCUGUCAAAAGUAGAACUUGAUACUUGCACUGUAUUCACAGAACAAAAAACACAGUACAAUGAGAUAUGACACCUUGGUACCGUCUCUACUUUGCAUUCAACAUAACAGCGACAAGUUAUAGACAUGAUUUGUCUGGUAGUUUUCCCAGGAGAAUGCACAGAAAGUUCAUUUGGUUGCACUUUAUGAACUCUUGUCCAAAUAAUUAUCUUAAGAUAAAUAAUAAUAGUGUUGAUUAUUUUUGAAGCAGUUGUUUUAAUAAAAUGUACCUCUAUGGUGUCUGUUUGUAUUUGUCUUUUGCAGAGACGUUUAAAAUUAUAAGAGUUUUUCGAACUGCUGAUGUAUAAACACUUGUUUAGAGAUUCAAUUUUAGUUGUUGUCUCUUGGAGAUGAAGCAAAGAGCAUGGAUGUUCCAUUCAUUUCACAUGAAACUGCUGUUUCUUGAAUAUUAAUAAUGACUGCUGAAUUUCUGAAAAGAAACUGCUGACUGAUAUCUCCAGAUAUUCUUAAUUUGCAUUCCCUCCAGCUGUUUCAAAUGAAACCGUUUUGCAUGCUGACCUUGUUAAAAAGAUAAUAAGUUGUUGAUUUAGCUGCCACUUUUAUUCACAGUUUUUUCAAUACUCUGUGUACUUAAGGUCCUCAUUGCCGCCAGACCUUUCUUUUUAACAAGGGAUAGUAUAUUUUGUCAGACAUAGAUUUACUUCUACCUAUCUGCACCACUUGAACAUUGAUUCUUAUGUAAAUGAGCAGACUGUCAAGUGCUUACUUAACUGAUUAUGCAUUUUUUAAAUAAUAUAGUGAUAUAUUGAGGUUAACGAAAGUAAGGCCUUUAGAGACAUUUUUUUCUUGACCUCCAAAAAAAAAAAGAGUUCUGUUCCAUUGAAUGCAGAAUGAAGAGUCUGGGAGAACAUGUAACAUCAAAAAUAUAAAAUGUAAAAUUUUGUGAAUAAAUUUUUUAAUUAGAUGUGAGUUUGUGUGCUGUUAUUCAUCGGCUUUUAUAAUGCACAAUGGGUCACUCUAUUUUAAACAUGAAGUGUAUAAAUAUAUAUUGUAUUGUGCUUCAUAGGGGAUUAAAAGUAAUAGUUCAUAUACUAUAUACACCAGUAUACUAUGUUAGGAUAAACGUUUAAGUCAUGUAUAUUCUGUGCAUGUGAUCAUAAUUUAUUUGGAGGCUGUAUGUAGGUUUUUUUGUUUUUUUUAAAAGUUGCUUGUUAAAGUAUGAAAGCAAUACACCAACAUUUGUUGUAGGAAAUGUGCCAUUUUCGUAGAGUGUAUUACAAAGGUCUUACAGAUCAUGUGUAUAAUGCAUUUUCAUAUAAAAUAAUUUGCUGUUCUGAAUGUGUUGACUGGUAAUAGAACUUUUGUUUGUAAAAUAUUGGUUUUUCAAAAUGUGAUUGAAGACAGAUGUGUUUGGCUAGCCAGCUUUGCCUCUUAAAAUCUCUACAUCUAAAAUUAUAAUGUUUUGGGCAGCAAGAGGCUGUUGAGAGAGAAGGCUAGCACUGGUAUUAGCAUUCCUAUCCAUCCACCACCCAGCUAGCACUUAUUAUUUGUGUGAUGUAGAGCAGAAAUAUAAUUUUCUGCUAGGUAUAAGCCUAAUCUUUAUCCACCCACUUUCCAUUGCACUCUUGUUAGUGUGUAUUUAAAAUUUGUUGAUAUUUUGUGGACAAAUAUUUGUAAGAUUUUUUUUAAAGAUUUACUAUUUAAUAUUUGCAUGUAGUUUCUCAUACAUUGAUAGGCUCAUAAAAUGGACUAGAAUAAACAAAUGAGAGACUGGGAAAUCAUUUUAUAUUAAUCUUCAAAACUAAUUUUAAAUGGAUUAAGUAGGUCAUUCCUUCACCUUUUGCCACAUGACCAAAACCAGAGAUACUCCUAUGGUCAUGUUAAAUAACAUUUCUGCCUUGUCUAAAGGUAUACUGUUGAGUGUGAUUGAUAUCUCGUUAAAUAUUUUAAAUGAACAACAUAUUAUAUAUUUUGUUUAUGUUCUUGAAUAAAAUGAAAGACUGAAGGACUUGAGAAAUGGGUUUUCCCUUGCUUGAUGGAAACAUUUAUUUUGAGUUGAAGAUUUUUCAAAACUAGAUAAAACAUUAUGUACUAAGUGUUUAGGAGGUAUGUUGUAUUGGCAUUAAGAUCAGGGGCUAUCCUGGGCUAUAGGCAUAUAGGAAAUAUGCUGCAGACGUGAAAAAAUGUUAUUCCAAUUACCAUAAUUAUUUAGGGCAUAUAUUCAUGGUUGAUACAUGACCAAGAAAAAUAUGGUUGUGACAGGAAUAAAAUGUGCAAGUAUCACAGCCAUGACUGGUGAAAGAUGUUCUCUAGUGAAAUGUUUGGGGUUGGGUAGCGAUGAACCAGAGAAGUGUGUAGCAGGUUCAACUUGUAGUAAAUGGGAAAAUCAUUGAAAUAAUGUAGUUGCAGUAAUUAGAUUGUGGUGUUGUGGCACAUGCAGAAAAUGGACAAGUUUGUGACUGCAAUUUUAAAUGUUCAUUGUGUCAACUAGAAGUGUGUAGAUGUCUUUGAAGGUAUGUGGAUACAAUAGUUAAUCUAUGUUUUCAUGACUUGAAUUUACUAUUUAUGUGUUCAGAAAUAUUAAUUAUAAGGUAGAUAUGAAUGAAAUAGAUUGCUUUUACACUUGUUGUAACAUUGAAGAAGUGUUUUUAAGUAUAAUGUAUGGAAGUCUCUGGAAAUUAUGCUAUCUCUUAACGUGAACCGUUUAUAAAUUAAUGCCUAUGUCCUGUUAAUAUGUAUCAAAAUGUGUAAUUGGUGAAGCAAACAGUUUCAGCAGUAUCAAGAUUGGUUUUAUUUAUAUUUGAUUGGAAAGUGCCUCCAUCUCGUGGUGGAAGUUUCAAGAUAGUCUUCUCGGUAAUCAUAACAGGCCAGGCUUGAAAGUUUAAUGAUGAAGGUGGGGAAAUUAAUGCAUGGUCAUGCAUGCAUAGCAAAAUGAACAGUAGAAUGAUUAUUUAUUGACAGACAAGGCAUGGAGAGUAUUGUGCUAGCUGCAAGCCUCUUCCUGUUAUUUUCACUAGACACAUGCUCUAAGUUGAAGCAUUCAAAUUUAUGUAAAAAAAAAAAGGAUUAGCAUCUGGACUUAAUGUAUGUGGAUUUGAAGGGUGAAAGCGAAAAAAUUGAUCAAAUAAUUUUUUUUAUAUGCUACUUUUCUUGGACAUAGUUGAAGAUGUGGCUUUUCCAGUCCUCGCAGUUUUGGCUUGUUCUUUCUCAAAAUUGCUAAAUUAAUUAUAAAAAGUGUUGGUCAUCCGAGGUCUUUGUUGAUGUGCCUUACAAAUUUAAAAAAAAUAACACUAUCAACAUAAAGUGCAAGGAAUAGAGAUUAUUGCUGCAUAUUAAAGCCCAUCUUUUUAAUACAUCUUAAUACUGUCUUUUUACAAUGAUAAGCCUCAUUACUGAGGAUAAAAUUCAAUAAAUUUUCUAAGACUUUCUUGUUGAAGUACAAUUGGAUUUUGCAAGGUUCUCUGUACCACUUGCUUUUUUACCUCCACUUAUACCAGGAGACAACUUUGUUGUAGAGUCAUUACUUUAAACUGCAUGUAUUCUUUCCCCAGUCUUGCCAGUUCAGUCUUGGUCUUGACAAUUUGCUUCUUGUGCAUGUGAACAAGUAUGGGUUUAUUUACUCUAUGCACAUAUUAUGCAUAUAAAUGUCCACAUUCCUGCUGACAAAAUCUUCUAUUUUUACUACCAAUCAUAUACUGAUUUUGUUGACCAGAUGUUGAAUCACUGUCCUUGCCCUAUUUUAUGAAGUAAUUGAAAGCCAAUGCAACAUAGGAGAUUGUUGAAAAAAUGUUUUAAAACGAAGCACUCCGUCCACAGCAAGCUAUUUAACAUAUAUUUUGGUCAUACUGUUACAUUUCCAAACAGCAUCCAUUAAGCCAGAGAAGAAGCUGCUCACAAGAACUGCAUAUUUGAUGUACAAUUUAAACCUAUAAAUUUGUUUUUAGGACGCGUGUUUGCCUGCUUGUUGGUUUACUUUAUCCAGUUUUGAUAAUAUGCAUGUACAUAGUGAGAGCUGUGCAUGCUUGAAAUAUAAAGCCUGACUUUGCAGCAUUUUAUAGAGUUAGUCAUUUCAUAAAUGUGUUUCUGCAGAACAAAAAGGUUCAUAGGCAGAAGCAUUUCUUGCAUACUGUUUUCAGACAGCUGCAAUUGCCUACUUCUACAUUAAAAGUUACAAGGGUUUGUCACAGGCUUUUUUCCCAAAAUCUGUUGUUUUUUUUAAUGAAUAUUUUAUCUGUGCAGGUACAGAUUCAAAUACUAACUGCUAAUUAUACUACUGCUGAAUUGUAACAAGCAUUUCUAUAUAGUGAGCUUUUCCAUCCAUCUUAUACAGUCUUUUUUUGUGCACGGCUGCUUGUAACAAGACCUGUGCUGCUCAUAAUAAUAAUAAUGCAAUUGUUGAAAAGUAUUAACUAAGAUUCCAUUCCAGAGACUGACCAGUUAUUCCUCUUCUUAAGGUGUUUUCUCUUGGUUGAAUAUUUAAAGUAGUUUUGAUACUUGUCAUGAGUGUUGUAUUCACAGUUGCAUUCCUGUUUUGUCCAACAAAAAAUGCCAUAAUGUAUGUAUGUGUGAACACAAGUAAACAGAUUUGACUUCA